AUGGUCACACAGACACAAACCCAGACAGAGAGCUUCGUCCUCCAAACUAAACCUCCAGCUGAGCCAACGUCAGAGGAACCCACCAUUCUACGGGAACCAGAAGUCGAGGAACCGCCACAGCCAAAAUGGCUCUACCCCAAGCUCCUCAGCGCCGGAGUCUCAUUCUUCAUGGCCGGGAUAAAUGAUGGCAGUCUGGGCUCACUGGUUCCAUACAUAAUACGCAGCUAUGCCAUCGACACGAACAUGGUCGCUAUACUGAACACAAUCUCACAAAUCCCCACCAGAUACGGCGUUACAUUCUUCGGAUGGCUAUUCGCGGCCAUCUCCAACAGUUUCAUCUGCCAACGUCUCGAUCUAGGCAUAAUCCUUUCCCUCGGCGCCACUCUACAAAUCCUCGCCCACGUCUUACGUACCUGGCUCCCGCCCUUCCCGCUGUACGCCGUGACCUUCUUCCUCGCAAGUCUCGGCCAGGCAUACAACGACACCCAUGCUAACACGUUUGUUACUUCCGUGCGUGGGGCCCACCGCUGGCUCGGCUUCAUACAUGCCAUGUACAUGGCUGGAUGUCUAGUCGGGCCCUUCGUUGCUACGGCGGUUGCCUCUGCGAACGCUCACUCAAAGUGGAAUCUGUUUUAUAUUUUCCCCUUGGGUGUUGGAGUUAUUAAUAUGGUUUUGGUGGGCUUAUCGUUCCAUGAUCGAAUGCUCUUGUCACCGAAGAGGAAAUCGAGAUCGGAUACUGCCGAGUCUGAACGUGAGUCGACGGGGAAGACUGCCUUGAAGGAAAUCAAAGCCACUCUUUCUAUGCCAGGUGUGUGGCUGCUGAGUCUGUAUUUCUUUUUCUUCCUUGGUGCGGGUAUUACUUCCGGUGGAUGGAUGGUCGAGUACCUCGUCAAUGUCCGGAAUGGAGAUGUCAAAGACAUGGGUUAUGUCCCCGCGGGUUACUAUGGAGGUGGCUUCCUGGGCCGUCUGCUUCUCGCAGAGCCAACUCACCGACUAGGAGAACGCCGUAUGAUAUUCAUCUAUGCCGUUGUGUGCCUUGGAUUGCAACUUGCUUUCUGGCUGGUUCCGAAUAUCAUCACCGAAGCGGUCGCCGUCAGUCUGCUAGGCUUCUUCGCUGGCCCCUUCUUCGCAACCGGCAUCUCUGUCGGAUCCAAGAUGUUUCCUCCAGAAAUAGUCUCCUCAGCAAUCGCAUUCGUCUUCGUCCUCGGCCAAAUCGGCGGAUCCAUUUUCCCGGCCAUUACAGGUGUCAUCGCCGCACAGGUCGGUGUCAAGGUCUUGCAGCCGAUACUGGUUGGACUACUGGGUGCCACAGCAAUCAGCUGGCUACUUCUUCCGAAGCCUAUCGAGCUUCAUCGGGACUAG
Molecule: messenger RNA, 1362 nt
Organism: Penicillium daleae
Lineage: Eukaryota; Fungi; Ascomycota; Eurotiomycetes; Eurotiales; Aspergillaceae
Product: putative MFS transporter
Exons: 5
Coding region: 1-1362 (453 amino acids)
Biological process (GO): transmembrane transport
Cellular component (GO): membrane
Molecular function (GO): transmembrane transporter activity
Source: RefSeq, a predicted model, not a curated record